GAUCUGAAGACGUCCUGUAUUCACGACUUUUUAAAUGCUACAAUGCUGUAAACCAAAUUUGAGCGAGUGAAAAUUGAGUAGCUCACAAGAAAAACCAACUGGUGGGUGGUGAGUGGUGUGUCCCGGAUCUGUUAAUGUUGAAAGCAAGCUGUGCGAGAAACUUCCAAACGAAUCAACGCAAUUACUCUGCUUUUCUAGAGAUCUGGAACCCCAAUUUUUAUUUAUACAUCUGACUACUUUACUGCAUUUCUUUGGUUAUUCUAUAAUUUAUUUUGUCCCCCUCAAAAUUUCACCAACUUUCUCCGAAUCUUAACACUCUUUAGUACAGUUUCUCCUCUCUUUUCUAUCCUUUCCUAUCCAACACUUCUAAUAGCGUUCAUGUAAAUCAACCUCUGCUCUCUAUUUAAUCUCCCAAUUUUGUCAAAAACAUGUAAAUUAUCUUCUCUCUUUAAUCAGUUGAUCUUCAAACUUCUAUCCAAUCAUGUAAAUUGGACUUCUGGGUUCUUUCAAUUAAUCUUCAAACUUAUACCUAAUCAUGUAAAUUAGACUUCUGGGUUUAUUCAUUGAUUCUUCAAGUUUCUAUUUAAUCAUGUAAAUUAGCAUCUGGAUUUUAUUCAAUCUGUAAAGUUUUUAUCCAAUCAUGUAAAUCAAAUUCUGGGUUUUUAUAAAUCUGCAAAGUUGCAUGUUGGGAUUGAGUUGCUUUCUUUAUACUACUUCUUAGGCAGAUUACUCUUAUAAGAAAGCUUGAUUUGGUAAUAUACCAUUUACAAUGGAUGGUCUUCCUGAUUUGGAGGCCACUCAAUAUGUGAGUUUAUUUGCUGCCUUGUCUUAUGGAGUUUCUUCGAUGGCUAUGGUCUUCAUCAACAAGGCAAUCCUCAUGGAAUACUCAUACUCGAUGACUCUCCUCACAGUCCAGCAAUUGGCAACUGCUUUGCUUAUUCACAUUGGUCGUGUGAUGGGGUACACGAGGGCCAAGGCUUUGAACAUGGAUACUGCUAAGAAGCUUCUUUGGGUGUCGCUUUUCUACAAUGCCAAUGUAGCCUUUGCCUUAGCAAGCUUGAAAGGAGUUAACAUUCCCAUGUAUAUUGCGAUCAAACGACUUACACCGCUUGCUGUUCUGGUGGCUGGAUUCUUUUCAGGGAAGAAAAGACCUUCAAGACAGGUGAGCCUUUCAGUGAUGCUUACAGCUGCUGGGGUAAUUAUUGCAGCACUCGGAGAUUUCUCCUUUGACUUUUUUGGUUACACUAUGGCAUUGACUUCUGUCUUUUUUCAGACAAUGUAUCUAGUGUUGGUCGAGAAGUCUGGUGCAGAGGAUGGGCUCUCAUCCGUGGAGAUAAUGUUCUAUAAUAGUUUCUUGUCACUCCCAGCUCUUCUUUUACUGAUUGUAGGAACGAGGGAGGUUCCUGAUUCGUUAUCUUUGUUAUUUGCCAAGAGCUCAUCUCUAUCAUUUUUGAUGAUCCUUGCUGCUUCUCUAAUCAUGGGCAUUGCUCUCAACUUCACCAUGUUCUUGUGUACGAUAGUCAACUCUGCUUUAACAACAACUAUUGUCGGAGUUUUGAAAGGUGUUGGAUCCACGACCCUUGGAUUUGUCUUGCUGGGAGGAGUAGAAGUGCAUGCUCUGAAUGUGACAGGACUGGUAAUCAACACUGCGGGAGGUGUCUGGUAUUCUUAUGCCAAGUACCACGAGAAGAAGAAGAAGCUACCUAAGACAACUCCUGAUGUUGAGGCACAUCUAAAAUGAUCGGAUUCACAGCUUAUUCUUUUUCUGCUAUCUUUCAUUCUCAUUCUAUUUUUUGGGUGUAAACUGUUGGGACUUGGGCGUAAGCAAGUCAUGGCGUCCAUUAUUACUUUCAUUGAUGUAUACUUCUUCAUAUGAACCUCAGAAGUGGAGACAUAUCUGUUAUACUCAUUACUCAGAAAAAGAUAUAAAAAUCAUACUCGUAUACGUGUUCUUAAGUGGAAA
Molecule: messenger RNA, 1963 nt
Organism: Beta vulgaris subsp. vulgaris (sugar beet)
Lineage: Eukaryota; Viridiplantae; Streptophyta; Magnoliopsida; Caryophyllales; Amaranthaceae
Product: UDP-galactose/UDP-glucose transporter 7
Exons: 7
Coding region: 770-1741 (323 amino acids)
Cellular component (GO): Golgi apparatus
Molecular function (GO): UDP-galactose transmembrane transporter activity; UDP-glucose transmembrane transporter activity; antiporter activity
Source: RefSeq, a predicted model, not a curated record